AUGGCUCGCGGCGACCGUGUGUCUCGUACCGGUCGCGGCGGCCCUGCGCCUCGUGGCAAUCGCGGUGGCCAUGCGUCUACAAGCGGUCCAAAUGUCCAGGCGUUUCAAGGAGGGCGCGGCGGCCUGGCGUCUCAUAGCGAUCAAGGCAGUGUCUCUCGGCGCGAUGACCAAGCCAGCCCUCCCCUCAUUGGCAACCAGCCUCCUCCUCCCCGUGACCCCAGCCAGCCGCAUCGCCCUAACGGCAGCCAGCCUCCUCCCCCUGACGACCGCCAACAGACUGCAGAGGCACGGUGGUUCCAAUGGCGCGACAAGCACCUCAAUCUCGUCCACACAACCGAUCGCCAAACCCACAGUGCAGCUUUUGUGGUUUUGGUCAAUGAUGACCCCAAUGUCUCCCUCCUCCUGUUCGAGAAAAACGAGACCAGUCCGGGAUGGGAAAUGUUUGGUGGCAAAAAGCGUCUGCUGAUUGUUCCGAGAAGACGGGAGGAUCCGAGCCGAACAGCUGCGCGCGAGUUUGGCGAAGAAGCCGGCGCUGCCCUACGCCUCAUCAAGCAUGAGGAUCUAUAUGAUCUAGAGAAGGAGAUACACCAACAUCUCGUGCCUAAACGCUCAAUGCUCGUCGUUGAAGGCACAGGGGUGCUCUACGUUGUUCGUGCGCCGACACUUUUUGACAAACUUGUUCAAGCUUCUGGCAACCACGCCCCCGCCGCGCGAGUUGUUCCAUACAACUCGAUACUGGCGAACGAUCGCAACUCCCAGGAAACUCGUUCGCGGAUCAAGGACUGGUUCGUAACAGCUUACAAGCGACUAUCCGGCCCUUGGCUGUACGACGCCGUGUACCACGAUAAACUUAUUCCUCUCGACGAUGCUGACGUAGCCCAAGCGGCAGCUGCCACCCUCGCAGCAGGAUGA
Molecule: messenger RNA, 912 nt
Organism: Capsaspora owczarzaki ATCC 30864
Lineage: Eukaryota; Filasterea; Ministeriida; Capsasporidae
Exons: 2
Coding region: 1-912 (303 amino acids)
Source: RefSeq, a predicted model, not a curated record